Messenger RNA from Oncorhynchus tshawytscha (Chinook salmon), 1578 nucleotides. Its product is annotated as very-long-chain 3-oxoacyl-CoA reductase-B-like. NCBI's taxonomy places the organism in Eukaryota, Metazoa, Chordata, Actinopteri, Salmoniformes, Salmonidae. Gene Ontology annotation, molecular function: oxidoreductase activity. Bases 147 to 1133 code for a protein of 328 amino acids. Gene Ontology annotation, cellular component: endoplasmic reticulum. The transcript is spliced from 11 exons. The record is from RefSeq and is a predicted model, not a curated record.
CCAAUGCGCCGAUUAGAUCAAGAUUCUUGGGCGGAGCGUUGCACGUUUUAUGUCUAAGUAACCAUGUUUAUUUCUAAUUUAUAACCAGCCAAAGUUCAUAUUUUUGAAGAACUGUCUGCUGAAGUGUGAGUGAAAUUUGCCCAGACAUGGAUACUGUAUCAGACUCGAUGCUUGUGAGGGGACUGAUGUUCAUAGGUGGCUUCACAGUGCUGUAUUACAUGCUCAAAUGGUCCUGGAUUUGCUGGUGUGGAUUCAGAGUGUAUGUGCUGUCAAAAGUUUGGCAAACUGAUUUAAAGGCAUAUGGACAAUGGGCAGUUGUCACAGGGGCUACCGCAGGGAUUGGCAAAGCUUACGCAAAUGAGUUGGCCAGAAGAGGUCUGGACAUUGUACUGGUCAGCCGGUCAAAAGAUAAACUCCACAUUGUCGCCAAGGAGAUUGAGAGCCAACAUGGACGCCAGACCCAGAUCAUCCAGACAGACUUCACAGAGGGCCAUGACAUCUACCCUGCUAUAGCUGAGGCACUACGGGACCUGGACAUAGGCAUCCUGGUUAACAAUGUAGGCAUGAACUAUUCUGACAAGUUGGUACAUUUCCUGGACAUUCCCAACCCUGAGCAGAGAAGCACCCAGGUGAUCAACUGUAACAUCCUCUCUGUCACCCAGAUGACCAGACUGGUUCUCCCACGCAUGGUUUCAAGAGGGAACGGUCUGAUCAUCAACAUGUCUUCAGAGGCAGGUGCUCAACCACAACCCAUGCUGUCUCUCUACUCCGCCACCAAGAUUUUUGUGACAUAUUUUUCCAGAUCUCUGAAUUCAGAGUACAAGUCACAGGGAAUAACAGUUCAGUGUGUGGCUCCCUUUAUGGUGUCCACUAACAUGACCCACAACUUGCCCCCCAACCUGUUGUUGAAGAGUGCCAGUGCUUUUGCCCGUGAAGCUCUGAACACAGUGGGUCACUCUAGCUACACCAGUGGCUGUGUCUCUCACGCUCUUCAAAACAUUGCUCUGUCCAUUUUCUUCCCUGAUUGGCUACGCCUUUCAUCCUACUGUGUGAAGCAGACAGAGAAAUUUGCACAGAGCAUGGAGAAGAAAAUUGAUGAAAUGACAGAACUUUCUGCAAGCAAAGAGGACUAAGGAGUGCAAAGGAGGUUGCUACUGAAACGUUUGUGGUGCUUUAAAGAGGUCAUAUUGGAAAUUGAUAUGAGAAGUUUUACUUCAUAUGUAGACAACUAAUUGAUCAAUGUUACUGUUUUUGCAUUGACUGCCAUUGAAAGGUAUUGGUAAUAGGAAAGAGAUUGUGUAAUGUUGAUGUGAUGUAAACAAGCUGACACCAAAUCCAUCAUGAACUAUAUAGCCUGAGUGCAGCAGAGUAUGAUCUGUCGGAGACUCUCAAACAGGCUUCUAUAGUACAUAUAUUAGCUAUAUACUUAUUAGGGAUAUAGACUACAACUUUAUAACUGAAUGGUGGAUCAUAUGCAUGUUCUGGUUGAUUUGGACAUUUAACAUAGUACAAUUUUUGGUAUCAACCGUCACAUUUUUGUGAUCUUGAUUUUCUUAGAAAUAAAUAGAAAGACAAUUA